AUGCUGGUAAAGCAAUCGAAGCUUCCAUUGGAUGGCAUUGCCACCACCAACUACUUUCAGGCGCUCCAGACGAUGGAGGUCCGGUUUGAAUCGACCGACUUGACGGAGGACCCGACCCUUGGCGUUCAUCACCAAGCUUUACCUUUGGGUGUGAAACGUCCUGAUGCGCUGCAGACCUCGACCGAGUCCGCUUUCUUCGUUGAGAAACAUCACACGAAGAUCAAGAAAGCUACCAGGGCUUCUUUUGUGCCUGAAGUGGCUGAGGCCAUGCUCAGUGACGAUAAAACGGCGCUCCUUAGCCUUUUACCCGACUGUUUUGAUGCCGCCAACAGCAAGGUCGGCAGCAUGUGCAAGCUUCUCAAAACGCCGCGAACCCCGACCACUUUACCAAGAAAGCGGUCAAGUGUCCUCUUGCCUUCAAAAACGUCCACACCCGCCAUUGAAGAGCUGUCUCAUGCUUCCAAAGCCUUGGGCAUGUUUGAGCUCAAGCUCAUGUCCAUUGCCCCCGUUAGCUUUUCCAAUGACCAUUGGAUCCAGUACAUCACUGGCCAACCAGUAGAGUGGAUCCCUGCGCAUCAUGCGCGCCUUCUCCACCCAAACACCCUCCUCCGUCUUCUGUGGUCCAAGUUAGGUGCUCACUGCAUGCAGCAAUGGAAGGAGGUGCAAUGGCAGGGACACCUUCGGGAUAAACUCGAAGCUCUUCAGCAGCUUGAAGGCUUCUACCCUGAAGACUCGUCCGUCUUGCGGCUUCACGCGGUCUACGGCGGGGCUUCGAUGCUAGCGAGUGCGCUGGCCGCCCGUUGCUAA
Messenger RNA from Peronospora matthiolae, 807 nucleotides. The record is from the annotation of a GenBank genome assembly. NCBI's taxonomy places the organism in Eukaryota, Oomycota, Peronosporomycetes, Peronosporales, Peronosporaceae.